AUGAGUCCAGGAAACAGGACCUCGAGCAGGACCUCGAGCUCAGGCAACAAGAGAAGAGGAAAAAUAGGAAGUCCCAGUGAUCAUAGAGAGACCGGGGGCGUGCACAGAGACCGGGGGCGUGCACAGAGACCGGGGGCGUGCACAGAGACCGGGGCGUGCACAGAGACCGGGGGCGUGCACAGAGACCGGGGGCGUGCACAGAGACCGAGGGCGUGCACAGAGACCGAGGGCGUGCCACAGAGACCGGGGCGUGCACAGAGACCGGGGCGUGCACAGAGACCGGGGCGUGCACAGAGACCGGGGGCGUGCACAGAGACCGGGGCGUGCACAGAGACCGGGGCGUGCACAGAGACCGAGGGCGUGCACAGAGACCGAGGGCGUGCACAGAGACCGAGGGCGUGCACAGAGAGGCGUCCACAGAGACCGAGGGCGUGCACAGAGACCGAGGGCGUGCACAGAGAGGCGUCCACAGAGACCGAGGGCGUGCACAGAGAGGCGUCCACAGAGACCGAGGGCGUGCACAGAGACCGAGGGCGUGCACAGAGAGGCGUCCACAGAGACCGGGGGCGUGCACAGAGAGGCGUCCACAGAGACCGAGGGCGUGCACAGAGACCGAGGGCGUGCACAGAGAGGCGUGCACAGAGACCGAGGGCGUGCACAGAGACCGAGGGCGUGCACAGAGACCGAGAGCGUGCACAGAGACCGCGGCGUGCACAGAGCCCGGGGCAGCAGUGGAUUUCCAAACGCCUCUCACUAAUCUCAGCACAAAAGCGAGGCCGAGAUGACGUCUUCAACUGCUUCGGACAGGUCUUCAACUGCUUCGGACAGGUCUUCAACUGCUUCGGACAGGUCUUCAACUGCUUCGGACAGGUCUUCAACUGCUUCGGACAGGUCUUCAACUGCUUCGGACAGAUCUUCAACUGCUUCGGACAGGUCUUCAACUGCUUCGGACAGGUCUUCAACUGCUUCGGACAGGUCUUCAACUGCUUCGGACAGGUCUUCAACUGCUUCGGACAGGUCUUCACCUGCUUUGACAGAGAACCCCCGACAGAGAACCCGACAGAGGACCCGACAGAGGACCCGACAGAGAACCCGACAGAGAACCCGACAGAGAACCCGACAGAGGACCCGACAGAGAACCCGACAGAGAACCCGACAGAGGACCCGACAGAGAACCCGACAGAGAACCCGACAGAGAACCCGACAGAGAACCCGACAGAGAACCCGACAGAGAACCUGACAGAGAACCUACAGAGGACCGACAGAGAACCUACAGAGAACCUACAGAGGACCGACAGAGAACCUACAGAGAACCUACAGAGGACCUACAGAGAACCCGACAGAGAACCUACAGAGAACCUGACAGAGAACCUACAGAGAACCUGA
This is a messenger RNA of Knipowitschia caucasica, 1386 nucleotides long. The record is from the annotation of a GenBank genome assembly. NCBI's taxonomy places the organism in Eukaryota, Metazoa, Chordata, Actinopteri, Gobiiformes, Gobiidae.